AUGCCUAUAUUCAACUCAACGGCUUUCAUACCACUGGAAACGAAUGAUCUCAAGAUGUCCAGAGCUCCAGCACGGCCUAUAAAACGUCUGCUCAUUGCCAAUCGAGGAGAAAUAGCUACACGCAUAAUUUCAUCAGCCCGGGAGCUGGAUCUCGAAACCUACGCUAUCUACACAAAUGGCGAUGAUUCCCACGCUGCCCGAGCAGCCCACAUGAUCAAACUUGACUCUGUCUCUUCAUUUAUGAGCACCGAUGCAAUCAUUACCAUCUGCAAACAGCACGAGAUUGAUGCUGUCCAUCCUGGUUAUGGUUUCUUGUCCGAAUCGGAAGUAUUCGCGAAAAGAGCAUGGGAGGAAGCGGGCGCUGCUGUGGUUGGGCCGGGGUGGGGCAUUUUGGAGGACACAGGGAAUAAGCUGAAGGCGCGACAGCUUGCUGAACGAUGCCAAGUCCCUGUGGCACCAGCUCUACACAAUCCAACCAAUCGUGUCGAAGACGUGCGACAAUUCGCAGCUCAGGUUGGGUAUCCUGUCAUGGUGAAAGCAGUAGAUGGAGGUGGUGGACGAGGUAUCCGUUUGAUCCGUGAAGAAAAUGAGCUCGCUUCUUUAUUCAAACGAGCAAUCGAGGAGAGCCCUUCAAAACAAAUAUUUGCAGAGAAAGCCGCUGUGGGCGGCUUCCGCCAUGUGGAAGUACAAAUCAUUGGUGAUGGCACAGGGAAUGUUACACACCUCUGGGAACGGGAGUGUAGUAUCCAAAGGCGGUAUCAAAAGAUCAUCGAGUUGGCACCGAGCGUUGUAUCAGACCGAACCUUGGUUGCAAAGAUCCAAUACUUCUCUCUUGGCACUUUUGAAUUCCUGCUCAAUCCAACGACAAAGGAAUAUUACUUCUUAGAAGUGAAUCCACGACUUCAAGUCGAACAUACCAUCACGGAAUCGAUAUCAAUGACUGACAUCGUCAAAGCACAACUCCUCCUGGCACAGGGUGCUAAGCUCCACGAAUGUGGAUUAUCCAUGGCAUCUCGAGCUCCAGAACACCCUCCUACGGUACUUUCGAUACAGCUACGCAUCACAGCCGAGAAUGUCGACAACGACUGGUCCAUAUCGAUCGGCAAGAUAACCUCCUUCCAAUUUCCUACAGGCAAUGGCAUCCGAGUAGAUACCUAUCUCAUCAGUGGCCACCCCACCGUCGUAUCUGCCGAUUUCGACAGUCUUAUCGCCAAACUCAUCGUCACGGCAUCGUCAUGGGAAGGUGUCGUGCGCAAAGCUCAAAUUGCCAUAUCCGACACACAAAUCACCGGUGUCAAAACCAACAUCGCCAUGCUGAAAGCCAUAGUUCACCACCCAUCUUUCUUCAACAAGCAAUGCGAUACCCAAUGGCUGGAAACGACGCAAUCGGAGCUCCUUCAAAAGAUAAGUCAACUACCUUCCUCUGGUCAAACACCGCUCGCAACGACCUCAGCAUCCUUACCCGCGUUCUCCACGGCACCACCGCCCUUCCGCAAAGGCGACGCCUGGUCACUGACUCUAUCCUCGCCCAACGAUAACACCACCACCAAAAAUCAAAACCCCCAACCAACGCAUCACAUAGAAUUAACCCGCAUCCACACCAAUUCCUUCCCUUCCUCUCUCACCGCCUCCCUGCUCCUCACCACCCCUUCAACCCCUACUCCAACACCCUACACCGUAACUCUACUCUCCACCACAACUAGCGCAAGUGCCAGCGCCUCAAUAUCGCAGCACCGUCGCGCGAAUCCCUCUGAUCCAUCGCACAUCGCCGCCCCGUUCCCAGGAAAGUUAGUGGAGCUGUGCGUGGAAGAGGGAGAUGUGGUGAGUCAGGGCGAUGUGCUGUGCGUGAUUCAGCAGAUGAAGAUGGAGGUCGAGGAAGAAUUUGAGGGGGGCGGAGGAGAUUGCAAGAUAUCAGAAAGAUUCCUUGAUCGAAUUGCGCUGAUCCAAGACAUUUAUUCACGGAGUUCCAAUUGCUUCAGCCUGGAUCUGCGUCAGCUCUAUGAGAUAUUGUAUCUAUUCGUGUUCAUGAAACGCCGGAUCAGUGUACAGUCAUGGUGUAUUGUCGCAGCGACAGCGACGCACAAUGAAGCUGCGAUGAAGACAAAUUAUAUCGACGGUGUACUAGAUUUCAGCAGUGAUCUUCUUUGA
Molecule: messenger RNA, 2148 nt
Organism: Plenodomus lingam JN3
Lineage: Eukaryota; Fungi; Ascomycota; Dothideomycetes; Pleosporales; Leptosphaeriaceae
Source: RefSeq, a predicted model, not a curated record